AAAGAAACACAGCCACGCUGCAGAGCGGAGGAGCCCUACGGAGCAGCGCGGCGUACCGCGCAGGCAGCCAAUCAUCACUCAGUCGUGCUCUAUAUAAACCCGCGGCCGCCGGGCUGGCGCCACGUCGUCUUGAUAGUCUUCGCGGGCUUUUUGUGUUUUUUGGCUAAGCAGGAAAAUGUCGGAGACCGCGCCAGUUGCUCCUGCUGCUUCCGCACCUGCAGAGAAGACACCUGUUAAGAAGAAGGCGAAAAAGGCGGGCGUUGCUGCUGGAAAGCGCAAGGCGUCCGGGCCCCCGGUGUCCGAGCUCAUCACCAAGGCGGUGGCCGCGUCCAAGGAGCGCAGCGGCGUGUCCCUGGCCGCGCUCAAGAAGGCGCUGGCGGCCGCCGGCUACGACGUGGAGAAGAACAACAGCCGCAUCAAGCUGGGCCUCAAGAGCCUGGUGAGCAAGGGGACCCUGGUGCAGACCAAGGGCACCGGCGCCUCGGGCUCCUUCAAGCUCAACAAGAAGGCGGCAUCCGGGGAGGCCAAGCCCAAGGCCAAGAAGGCGGGCGCGGCCAGAGCCAAGAAGCCCUCCGGGGCCACUCCUAAGAAACCCAAGAAAACGGCGGGGACCGGCACCCCCAAGAAGAGCGCUAAGAAGACCCCGAAGAAGGCCAAGAAGCCCGCCGCGGCCGCCGUCACCAAGAAGGUGGCCAAGAGCCCCAAGAAGGCGAAGGCGGCCAAGCCCAAGAAGGCGGCCAAAUCCAAAGCCCCGAAGCCCAAGGCGGCUAAGCCCAAAGCGGCCAAACCCAAGGCGACAACAAAGGUAAAGAAAGCUGCGCCUAAGAAGAAGUAAAAGUUGCAGCUCCUGGAUGUCUUGCAAAUAUCAAAGGCUCUUUUCAGAGCCAC
Molecule: messenger RNA, 888 nt
Organism: Nyctereutes procyonoides (raccoon dog)
Lineage: Eukaryota; Metazoa; Chordata; Mammalia; Carnivora; Canidae
Product: histone H1.3
Exons: 1
Coding region: 176-835 (219 amino acids)
Biological process (GO): nucleosome assembly
Cellular component (GO): nucleosome
Molecular function (GO): DNA binding; structural constituent of chromatin
Source: RefSeq, a predicted model, not a curated record